Aspergillus homomorphus CBS 101889 is the source of this 414-nucleotide messenger RNA. RefSeq names its product peptide-methionine (R)-S-oxide reductase. The record is from RefSeq and is a predicted model, not a curated record. Lineage: Eukaryota; Fungi; Ascomycota; Eurotiomycetes; Eurotiales; Aspergillaceae. The coding region runs from base 1 to 414 and encodes 137 amino acids. The transcript has 2 exons. Gene Ontology annotation, biological process: protein repair; response to oxidative stress. Gene Ontology annotation, molecular function: peptide-methionine (R)-S-oxide reductase activity.
AUGUCCUACCCCGACCAACGCAGCGACGAUGCCUGGCGCGCCGUCCUUAGCCCAGAACAAUUCCGCAUCCUCCGCGAAAAGGGCACCGAACGGCCCGGGACAGGUGAAUACGACCAGCACUUCGCGGAGCAGGGCGUCUACACCUGCGCGGGCUGCAACGCGCCGCUCUACAAGGCGACCCACAAGUUCAAGUCCGGGUGCGGGUGGCCCGCAUACUUCGAUUCCCUGCCGGGGGCUGUGACGAGGCAUACGGACAGUUCCUUUGGCAUGCAGCGCACGGAGAUCGUGUGCAGUAACUGCGGCGGCCAUUUGGGGCAUGUCUUCAAAGGGGAGGGGUAUCCCACGCCGACGGAUGAGAGGCAUUGUGUUAAUAGUGUUAGUUUGAGGUUUGUUGAGGGGGAGGAGGGGAAAUAG